Asterias rubens (European starfish) is the source of this 4470-nucleotide messenger RNA. Its product is annotated as transmembrane protein 248-like. Lineage: Eukaryota; Metazoa; Echinodermata; Asteroidea; Forcipulatida; Asteriidae. The transcript is spliced from 7 exons. The record is from RefSeq and is a predicted model, not a curated record. Bases 152 to 1066 code for a protein of 304 amino acids.
UACAUGACGUAGAGCCAGCAAUGUCGGCUUUCUGAGAGAGGCGUGAAAAUUAACGUUGAUGUGUUCGUUUUUUAGGACUACAGUGGCCACACCGUGAGCAAAAUGAUGACAUCUCUAGAGCUGAGUUCUACUUGAUCAGAUAAUUAUUACGAUGGCCUACAAGCCGCUAGAGAACCUGAAGGGGCAUGUUGUGAGCAAACCUCCCCUCGUCAUUUUCAUUGCUUGCAUGUUCCUCUUUGCUCUGUCCGUCUUUAUCCUUGGCUACUACUUCAAGCACAGUGAGGUUCCAAAUUAUGAUAUGUCCGAGGAUUGGAACACCUUCUUGGAUGAUUUAUCCAGUGUUGACUUUUGCCUUACCGUGAACGAGUCUACUGUGACGACAGUGCUCGCAACAGAGAAUCCCAACAAACUGGACAACAACACGACUAUCUCUGCAGUGACGAGUCCAUCGCAAGACGAAGAGGAUGACUGGUCCAUGAGAAGAAACAUUUCUCUGUCUGUCAUGGUUAUGAUCGAUCCCUCAAUAUACAUGGCCAAAACCAUUACAAAUGUUACAAUGUUUUCAAGUCUAAUUCCUGCAAGUUUGCUUGGGAAAGAAGGCUCUGAAGAGAUGGUCAGUGUACAGUUUGAGGUUCCCCACCCGCUGAAGCCCCCACAGUGCAAUGACCCCACUGUGUGUAGUCUCGGUGUGCAGACUUGUCUCAUGCUGACUGGGCCAGCAUCUGUCUUUCCCACAUCAAGACGUCCAGCAACGUGCAAUACCACCGACUCCCACCAUGAGAAUAGUUCAGCGUGGAUGAGCUUUCGACCAAAAGGUCAAGCUAUUGAUAGUUGGUGCACUCAAGGAACAGUUGCUCAUGCUAAGCACAAGUUUGAUCCUCAUCUCACAGUAAUGUUAAGUUCGGCUGAGCAGUCCCUGAUCAACCUACAUUUGAUGUACACCAGUUACUUCAUGUUUUUUAUGGUAAUCAUGUGGGUCUGCUAUGCACUUCUCAAAGGACCACCGACUAAACAGAGAAAUGUGCACAAUACAAGCACUGAAAAAAAGAUCCAGCCAGGCGUUUGAAGUGAAAGCUGGACAUUCAGAUCCAUUGGUGCACAUUAUACUUUGUGUGUACUUCACGACACUGGACAUAAAUGACAGAAUUUGAUGUAACUGUGUUAUUGUUAAUUUAUGCUGCAGUUCAGAGAAAAAGUGAACAAUACCCUAAAUGGGAUGCAAUUGAAGUGACAUCACUAUGAAGGUAAAUGUGAACAUUUUAAGCAAAUGAUGCCUGUUUGCUGUUGAUUGGCUUGGUUGACAGCAUGGUCAGCAAGGAGAUAGUGGUCAUCAAACCGAGUCUAAUUAAUUUUGUGCUUGUCAAGGAAGUGAUUCUGGUGAUAAAAAAUAACUGGUAUCAUCCACUCUACCUAAUCCACUCUUGUGAAGGUUUGUGACAUCUGGACAAAGAGGUUCAAUGAAAACCAGCUUUGAUGGAAGGACUCGUCAAGACAAUUGGGAACACUGGUUUCCCAAUGCACGGUAUGCAAGUACAUGUACAUGUAUAUGUAUGAUGACAAUGUUCAGAUAAUCCAGCAGAUGUUCAAGAUAGCCAGCUAACCUUCAGGCAGGGCUGUUGAAGCAGAACAAAAUACAAAUUGUAUAUUGAAGUUGCAUAAACCAAUGCUGAUGACAGUGGCUUUUUCCACAUGAAUAUUAAGGUGAUGCUGGAAGGUUUUGUUGCAGAGCAAUGAUUGAUUUGGGGCAAAUUUUGAAUCUGUUGAUCUAAGAAGUUUGAUGCACUGUAUUAUAUACAGUACAUGUAUUGUGGUUUGGUGGUUUCCGUCACAUCAUAGUAUCAUGUGAGAGGAUAGAGGAUUUUCGUGUGGAUUGUAUCACUAUAAGUCAGAUGAUGCAUGGAGUUUUUGAUUUGCUCUCAUUUCCAAUUAAAAAAAAAAAAUUCUUCAUGUGUAAGUGAUAGAAAAGCAGAGAAAACCCAAUGAAAAUGAACACUGCAUCAUAGAUAAAAUCUAGUUAAAGAUUUUGCACAUUAAGGAGGGGCAGGUUGAACUUUUAAUCGUUAAAAAACGCUGCAAAUUUUGUUCUCAAUUGAUCUCAUUUCCCCCAUAAUGUUUGUUGUUGAGUGUGAGUUAAGAUUGUAGGAUCCAUAGACUUUUGUAGACGUUCAGUGAGGGGAUUUAAAAUCUGUACUGUACAUCGUGUGAUUAUAAUGAUCUGUAUAUUUUAAAUUAUUUUAUGUCACUUUCAAUGAGAUUUUAAAAGGCUUGUAUUGCUACAUUCCAUUCAAGGACCCAGGACGAAUAUAUCACACUGAUGGCGACUGGAAUAUUAGGCUUUUUUAUUUGUGUGUUAUUUUUUUUAGCAGUUUAUUUUAAAUCCCAGUUAAUGUGGCAUGUACCCAUUAGACAACUUCAAGGACAGGAACAUAAUGUAAGUGUGCAUGCCUUGAGUUCAGGACAUCUUGAAAUUAUUAUUCUUUUGAAAUAUCUCAAUGCACACAAAAGGGUUAUUUUGGAACAAGGUAGAAAAGUGAAACAGAUUAUUUCACUAAAUUAGUUAAGGAUUAAUUUAAAGGUUUUUCAAACGUAACCUAGUUCAGAAGCCUGGUAGAGUGUUACCAAAUGCUUGUACAUGUAUAUAACAAAAUCAUACCAUCAUGAUUUGUUGUGGAGGAGCUUCAAACUUUACUUGUUCUGUUUAGCCCAUUUCACUUCGUGAGGAAUUGACUGAUAUGGAAUUUGCAAACGAUGAAUGUUUGUAGACAUCAACCUGUGCUUCAAGGAGAAGUGGUAUGCAAGAAACUGUUAGCUGUGAAACAUUUGACUGUGUUUUGAUUAGAUGUGCUACAACUGCUGUACACAUUUGUACAUGUAAAUGACAAAGUCAACAUAGGCAAUGUGUUUUUGAAAAUCAUCCAGUUUGAAUUUGAGCUACUUUACAAGACCCUUGUGCCUAUAGUUAAUAGCUUUCGGACGAGUUUAACUUGUUUGUUCAUGGUAAUAUAUUUGUUAGUUGUUUGUAGAAACAAAAGUUUUCUUAAAUGCCUUUCAUGAGUGUCAAGCUGGCACUGUACAUGUUUGUGUGUUUUUGUGUGUAAAGUAGUUUACAGGUUAUUAUGUAAGCCUUAUGCACUCUACACUAAUAUUGUAUCGGUUGGUUUAUACAACUACACAUGUACAUGUAGUUGGAAGUCAGGAAGCAGACAAACCUGUUGGUUUUCCAUAACUGAUUGAAUUUUGAACCCAUUCUGAUGACUUUUAGGCUACAUUUUGUUGUUGUUGAAUACUUCAAGUGUUCUUGGACAAGAAACUUAAGCUAAGCAAGAAAAUAUUUGAAGAAAUUGGUUAAAAAUUCGGCUAGUCUCAUUAUUGAUAGAUCGAUCUCUUUCAACUCCUUAAUUGCUUAUAAUAUGGGGCUUAUGUAAGUUCACUCAAUUUGUCUGUUUGUCAUGUAGUGUACAUGUGAAGCUGUAUAAUGGAUUCAAACAAAUUUUAUUUUAGUUGAUAAAAAUGAAAGUAGUGCAUGGAAUGUAAAUAUGAAUUAAUGUAAAUGUAUAUGGUUAAGUGUGGUUAUUCAACAAAAAAUACCUUGACACAAAUUUGUCAAGCAUCAACAAGAUUGUCUUGUUUUUUAUUACUCUAAAUUAUUGUUCCCCAGAAACUAUACUGUACCUUUGUGCUAAGUUGAAGUAAAUAUAGGGCAUGGUAUUUUAACAAUCUGGGAUCAUAAGAAAACUAUGUAAUAAUUGUGAUUUUCCCAGAUUAGCAUAGCAUGUGGUUAUUUUCUCUGUGUGAGCUCAGCAGAGGACAGGAUGACAAAGGUAAGAAAUGACAUGUACAUGUACAUGUAUUGUGUUAAUGUUCAUGUAUUAUGUAAAUGAACCUAUGGUCUCACUUGUUUCCAGACACGAUAAACAUCGUCUUUAUGUACAUUUGUAUAGUGUUCAACAGAGCAGGUUUGUAUUACAACUUCCCUUUAUACGUUGUUAGUCAGAAUGUAUAGUAGGGCACGAUAACCUUGGAAUAAGUGAAAUCUACUUAUUUAAUUUGUUCAGGAAGCCCCAAAAGUGUGACCACUCCACAAGGCGAGGUAUAUACAAAAUACAUAUACGUACAUGUAAAUUGUAUUUUGUAGCCGUGUUUGGCACAAUCCAAUUCAACUUCUCCAUACGGAUUCCAGUUCAAUGGUUUGUAAGGUGUCUAAUAUUAUUAUACAUGUACAUGUACCAUGAGUUGGCAAGAACCAUUAUCAACAAGUGGACCCAUGCACACACCAUUAUUUGAUGGUUUAAUGUGUAUAUUAAUUGUGCUGCAAGAUCAAUACGAUUACAUGUACUUACUUCAAACUGAUGGGUCAUACGAAAAUUAAUAAAUUCAACAAUUUUUCAUUCAAUUAAUAUAAUGUAGACAAUUGAAACCAGGACCAGUACCGCUUUGGCAAUAAAUAAACACAAGGAAUUGAUUACAUUA